AGAACUGUGGCUAGCCGUGACGUCACUCACGUACCUUCUUGUUUCAGCUUGAGAACUAGAAAUGGUGAAUCUGUUUACAAGAUGCUAGCUAGAUCAGUUAGAUGUUUGUCUGUGUAGGCUACUCCUAUUUCUCAAAAAGCCUAUUGGCUAGAAAUACUUGACCCUUGGUUGCGGUUACAAGGACUGUGGGUGGCUUUGGGAGUCUUGGAAAACAUCAACUGUGGCCGAAGUACCUACUUUAUCAACUGAAGUCUGCUCUAUUUGGAGUCAAGGAUAUUCUACAAGAUAGUCACAAGCAUUUUUGGAGCAUAGUUUUUACAAUGAGUGGCAUACCAGCUGAUUCAAAGCCUAAUACAGGACUGGCUAGCUCUCUGUCCAACAUCUUCAAGUUGGCUGAUGUCAAUGGUCUCAAGUGGGUUCGCUAUGUAGGCCCUAACAGCGUUAACCUGGAGGCACCAAAGGACGACCCAGUCUUAAACUCUUAUGCUAAACUUCUCAACGAAGGGUAUGCGUGCUCAUGGCGACGACUCAGCCCGUCCACUGACGGCAAUAGUGGUGAGUCCAAGGACCUGUGGGUGUUCUACUUCACCGAGUUGCCGGACAUCUCUGACAAACUGGCCGAGGGGUUAAGGGAGGAUGGGAACGGGACGUGGGACGAAGGCAUGACCCCGGAGUCAAGUACAAUGCUGUAUCGAUCACUGCAUAACAUCAUUGAGAGGUCGCUCAUGAGUGAGACGUUCCUUCCACUGGGCAAGUGGUUUGCCAAAGCUGACUCUUCCGUGGCCACUGACGGAAGCUCGCGUGGGUGUUUUUUGUGUAGUUUCUCCUUUUUUGUACACGCCCACCGCUACAUCUGUGCCAGUGUAGACAUGCGUGCGGGACCACACCUCCAGCCCCUCCUACCCUCUCACAUCAACCAGGCACUCGCUUCCUCGACAGGGCUGCAAGUGAUCUUGAGCCCGAGUGGUCUGAAUGCUGUGAUGACAGGCCACACCUACAAGCUAUCGGACAGUGGCAUCAGAGAGGUGCUGGACGAGUGGAAACUGUUCUACCCUCAACGAUUUGCUGUAGACCCCUCCCCCAACUUGCCGGCCGCCAUCGAGGUCGUCCUGGGCGGAGUCCGGAUGAGAUACCCUUCACAGUUUGUGUUCAUCUACCACGGGUGUGAGGAGCCACGCCCCAGCCCACCCCCCUCCAGUCUGGACCAGAGGAGUCUCCUUGACUCCAUGCAGGCGAGUUGGGACUCGGCCGGAUGCAUCGACGCUGUGCAGCAACAGAAAGAGAUUGCUUUCUGCAAAUGUCAGGACCAAGUACCUUCCAGAGGCAACCGACGUUCCUCCGCCCAUCUAGACCUGCCUCUCCGUACGGGGACCCGCAGUAGCAGUCGGUACGAGCCCUACCCCAGUGGUCGAACGAUGAGGGAGCUGGCCACCCCUGGCACACUGCAUCUGGCUAACACGCCCAUCCUAAACAUCAAGAGGAGGCUCAGCAAACCAGGCCUGCCUAUGUAUGCGAACCCUGACCUCUCCUCGCCAGCAGUGCCACGCCCACUAUCUCCCUCUCCCCACUCUAAGGCAUCCAGUUUCGGCUUGGCGACCCGUGGUGCCCCCCUCCCCACCAUCAGUCUCUCGGUAGCUGCUUCUCUCGCCUCCUCCCACACUGCUGGACAGACGUUCACUACCAGUCACAAGUCCUACGACAAGUCUCUGUUCACGUCCUCUCAAGGCUCUACCCGUUCGAACAGCGAGCAGCUGUCUGAGCAUGGAGGAGGGUCACGGGAACACAGCUGGUGGGACUCUCUCAAUCUGCCUGAGAGUGCGGAGUCGCUGCUGAGUCUGCAGUUGCCGUUGGAGGCGAGACCCACAGUGGGCUCACCCAGUAACCCAGCAACCCACUCACCAAGGAAGAGUGUCAGUGGUCAUGCUCUGCCGUACACUCCGCUGUCUGGCAGCAAGAUGGUGGGUGGUGGUAUUGGCGGGAUAAAGAUGGAGGGACAAGAACUGCCAAUGAACGGCCUACCUGAGUGGUUGCCCUCCCCUACAGAUGACCACACCACGGGAAGGACUGACUCGUUGCUAGGAGGUUUCUUUAAUGGUGGUGGGCUCCAGUUGGAAUCAGGGAUAAAGCCUAAGGGCACUAUCGACCUCAUCAGUGAGCAGGCCGUGCUCAUCGACAGCAGCUGUCCCCAGGACUUCCUGUUUGCUAGCGAUGAGGAGGACGAUGGACAAGAAGGCUCCCAGCUGGGGCUUAGUAAUGGCAGGCUGGACAGGGAGGAAAGGAUGGACACCUCACGGCACACCAGAGGAGUCAAGGCAUUCACUGUUGUUGACGCGGCUGAGUUGUCUCGUAUCUAUCCUACCCCUCCCUCAGUGAAUCUGCCCGAAUCUGAUUCCAAAUACGAGGAGAUAAAGGUUGAGGAGAGGAUGGAGGUUUGUGGGACUACUGCUGUCUGGGAUAACAAUGCUGGUCUGUGUGAUGACUUGUACGUGCCCCCUGAGUUUGAGCCUCUGCCCCUCUCCGACCUUCCCAGUCUUGCAGAGAAACUAGCGGACCGUUACAUCUACACGCCCACCACCUCGUCCAAUGGAGACACGGGCUCCUCCUCUCAGUCUGUCGGAUCUGGAUCUGAGACCAGCUCUAGCAAAACUGGUAGCAGUUCCCAAUCUGAGCCUCAAAAAUUCAUCUUCCCUCCGGUGAUGGGCAAUAGUAGGGCUUCCAUCCGAGACUCGCUCACACUCCCCCUCACCACGGCACAGAAACGCCCACACAUGUACACCCCACACACCCUCACAUCUUCUCCAGCCUACCCACACCCGAAAGCACCGUCACGCUUUCCUCUCCACAUAACUACGCCCUCUAUGACCCCGUUAGCCUCUCCAUACGACCCAUCAAUAACACCCACCCCCCUCUCCGCAAACACAAAUCGUCUAAUGCCCGUCCUCCCCGAAGCACAUGCUCUGUACGUCAAUCUCUCUUUACUCGACGCGGCACUCGGUACAAAUUUCUCGGAAAAAAUGCAAUUCAGUGCCGGACCUCUAAUGUCGACCAUACAAAGCUUUCUAAUGUCCAAGAGAAGACUCAAACUGGACAGUGUGGCAGAUAUUGGAGGUAUGGACAGUACCAUGGGCUCUACAUCGGAACUGAUGGGGUAUCAGGAGGAGAAGCCGAUAAUGACGUUUGGUAUCGCCGAUUAUCCGAGCCUCGGUUUCCGGGAGGAGCUUGGUGUGAGUGGAGGGGGCGGCGGUGGUGGUUGGGACUCGCCACUGGGUGUGAUGUCGAAGCUGUUGCCUGAGAGCAAACCUCGUGGGCCGAGUGUGUCUAGUGGAGCUGGCGACCCGAUGGAGCCUGAUAGUGCACACUCUCUCAAAGUAAUCAAGUUUGUGGAACUACUCCAAGACUACUGCCUCACGCUUUGCUCCAACAGUCUCCAUGACGACCAGACCACACCCACCAGUCACACCCUCUCUCACGGACAGAGCCAACUUCUGCUACAACUACUCGAAAAAUCAGAAGAGAUCCACGAGAAGCUAUCUAGUCGACUCUACCAUUCACACAGUGUGGUGUCCGCCAUUAGAAAUUCCAACCAGCUCAUCGUGAACGCGGGUAGGAAGCUGGGAGGGGGCGGAGGAGGGCAGCUGGCCAACAAACCAACCAUCUCCAAGGAGGAUAACUCAGGUGCUUGGAUACUGGACCUGCUCACCCUGCCCACCAAGUUUAUGACCAAGAGACUCAAGGAUCUACGCAUGGUCUUUCAGAACUCGUUCCAUCACGCCCCCUGUCUCAAGUUCACUACCAAGGGACCGUUGUCACUCAAAGACCUCCAACUACUCACUCCCAGUCAAACUGCCAUUGGAGACGACUGCCUCCCACUACCCCUCCCCCCUGUGCUGGUGGGCUACGACCACGACUGGCUCUCAGUCUCGCCACUAGCACUACCUGCAUGGGACAAGCUAUUGUUUGAGCCCUACUCACUCAAGAAGAGUCUGCUCUACAUGGUGGUGGUCCCUCCCUCCAUCUCAUCACAUGACAUUGUACCAGUGCUGCGCAAGUACUUCAAGGAGCUGUCCAUCACGUUCAAGAACUGUAACCUUGGUCAGCACGUUCCCCUGGAGGAAGGGGUGGGUGAAGGUGGUAUAGUGCUCCUCUCUUCUCAGUCUGACACCACUGCCGGGGGAUCCACCACCACCGACCCAAACACGGACACUAGACACUCUGCUGCAAAUGUUCAACUGAAGAGGUUCUGUAAAAAAGUCCUGGUCUCGUUUCUCUCCAACCUCCCUACGAGUGACGAAGAGCUCCUUUCCACUCGUGUCAAUUCUCCACCACAAGAAUACCCCUCCUCCACCCACCCACUCACGCCCCCCACACCUGUCUCUGUAGUACUGUACGUCCUCUGCGAUAACCCCUUGGAUGCCAGCAACACAGCUGACAAGAAGUUCAACUCCAAGCUCACCAAAUUGAAAAAUUCGAAGACAAUGCAGGAAAGCUUUCAGGUGUUGCUGACAUUUUCUGAGCUACUCUCCAGUGAAGAUGUUCCAGAGUUUAUUCAGAGGAAGCUGGUACUACAGUUGAUAGACCCUAAGGACCUCUUGGGUCCAUUCAGUUGUCAAGGUGGCCAGCUGCGCUCACUGGCAUUCUCCGUCUACUCUCGCUGCACCUCUGAAAUUGCGUGUGAUUUGUCCGAGAGCCUAACAUCAUUCGGACCCACUGCUGAACGACAAAAAGUGGCACAUUUGUUCAACACCCAUCAACUGCGUUCUCCACCGUUUGUGCUCUCUCCUGAGGCCCCGCUGAGUGCCCUUGGGCCCAUAGUCGGCACACAAACCCAUCACAUCUUGUUUGACCCAGAUGAGCCAGUUCUGUUCUGUGGCUAUUGUGUCUCUCCUGACCGGAGGUGGCUCUUGGUGGUGUGCUGUGACCGACAGGGGGAGCUGCUCAACACAGCUGUUCUUGGUAUCCCAGCUUGUCUCAAUAUUGACCAGAGUUGCUCGCUGGCUCUCAAACAGCUGUGGGACUACGUUGUCUCUAUAGUAGCGGGCACUGUGCACAAGUGGAGCGUGGUCAUCACACGGUUUGGAAAGCCCAGCACCUCAGAAAUCACACAUUGGCCUACGAUCAUUCCCAACGAUGGCCUCAUCAUUGUCAACCAGAGCAUGCGUCGAGACUGUAGCACAUGUAAGAUGAGCUCCUCUUCCAUUCCGAGGAUCUCCAAUGUCAUCGUUAUCUCUGUGCAGCCAGAGAGAAACAUACAGCUCUUCCCAAACAACGAUCCCAACCCCUCGGUGACACACACUAUGGUGCUCCCACAAGACCCCCGCGGUGCUAGCUCCACCCUCACACCCGGUGCCACAGAGACAGGUCCUGAUGAUGAUUUCUUCAGUCUCACCUUCGCUGCACCCGGGGACAGUGCAGGGGGACCAGACAUGGACACUGGUCUUGACAUGACAGCUGGCAUUGACUUCGGAGCUGAGCUAUCUGGUAUAAACGUUUUUGACGAGCUUACCAAGAGCCAUCCGUCGUACACCAUACCAGUGGAUGAUACGGGGCCCAAAGCCACCGGGUACCUCAUAUCUACCGCCCCUCCGGGAGAGUUGCCAAACGAGUUUUGGGGACAUGAAAAGCCGCAAAAUUUCUGCUCUAUUUUCAAAGUACUGCUCCACUGCCAUAGAAUCCCUCUAGAGAGAACAGCAGACAGUCCACAAGAGACUUUAGGGUCCAUCCUGUUGUGUUUUGAUGCUCUCUCCUGGCUAACCAUGGAUCAUGUCACUCAUCAGAGGAAGUCCUGCCUACCACUGCACUUGUUUACACUCUCAAAGCUCUAUCAACUGUUCGCUCUGCUGGACCAGCCCAGAUAGUGCAUGGCUUUUUAAUAGAGACUAUAUAUUAUUAUUGUUGAAUUAAUGUCAAGUUUGUUUCAGGAGAACUCUUGUACAGUUUACUUGUAAAAAGAAGUGAUUUACGAUUUUUUUUCUCUGAAGCUGUGAGCUUUUGUAUUUGUCUACUGUUCAUAAUAAUAAUGUCAUUUUUUCAUG
Molecule: messenger RNA, 6032 nt
Organism: Halichondria panicea
Lineage: Eukaryota; Metazoa; Porifera; Demospongiae; Suberitida; Halichondriidae
Product: mediator of RNA polymerase II transcription subunit 13-like
Exons: 31
Coding region: 321-5855 (1844 amino acids)
Biological process (GO): positive regulation of transcription by RNA polymerase II
Cellular component (GO): mediator complex
Molecular function (GO): transcription coactivator activity
Source: RefSeq, a predicted model, not a curated record